GAACUACCAUGUCGUUGCUCUUCGAUAACACAUAUAGGCCAUCAUGGGCUUGAUGAAUGAUAUGAAAGUGAUCAUUCGAUCACAUAGUAAUACCAAACGUGAUCGCAAGAAUCCCGAUUGUUGGAGUAUACCGAAAGAUAUGCCAAAUUUGACCGGUAAAGUGGUCGUUGUUACAGGUACAACUUCUGGUCUUGGUGAAGGACUUUCUCGUCAUUUGAUCAUGAAAGGAGCAAAAGUAUAUAUGCUGGCAAGAAAUAUAGAAAAAGGCGAACAGUACGCAAAACAGCUUAAUGAGGAAGUAGAAAAGACAGAGGGAAAUAGUGUUCGUGGUGGACAUUCUGUCUUUAUCACAUGUGAUUUUACAGACUUGUCCUCUGUUCGUAAAGCUGCGGAGGAGAUCAAGCAGAGAGAAGAAGCGAUACAUAUCAUCAUUUGCAACGCCGGCAUUCAAACGCAUCACCAAGGGAAGAAUGCUGACGAGUCAAGUAAGAAACACCCUCUGUUUCCAUUAUACCUAACCGUUCAGGAACAUGAGCUGAACUUUGGCGUUGCUGUACUAGGGCAUCAUUUCCUCAUCAAAUUACUGCAGCCGUUACUCCUUGCUGCUGCGAAGCAAUCUGACUCUUCAACCGGCAGUGUGAGAAUCGCGUCAGUGUCUUCGAUGGCACACGAACAAAUGAGAGACAUCUACCGAAAGAACUGGAAUCCAAGCGAUCAAGCAGCUUUGCAAGUUGCCGGACAAGAAUUGUAUGGUCGUAGCAAGUUGGGAAUCAUGCAUCUUGCAUUCGCAUGGGCCGAUGCAUUGAAUGUCCAAUUAAACGAACAAGAAAAGGUGAUCGGAUGUACAGCUUCACCUGGGAUUGUUCAAACGAACUUUUUCAAGAAUAUCCCUGAGAUGCACAUCAAAUUUGUUCAAAUGUUACCCAAAGAAACGUUGGAUGAGGGUUGCGCAACGAUCCUAUUUGGUGCCACGCAGCCUAUCAAUGAACGAAUUGGUUUGGAACAAUUGCAACAUGCUUAUAUUACCCCGAUCGCACGUUUUGCAAAACCACACAAAGCCGCCUUGGAUGCUGAGAAUAUCAAGCGUACUUGGAAGUGGUGUGAAGAGCAAUCAUUGGCAUCCCAUACGAGCUCGCUUACAUAUCAUCUAACGACACAUUUACGAUUAAAUGCAAUUUAUUGGGCCUUGACAGCAUUGCAUCUGUUAGGAUCACCUGAUGCUCUGCCACAACAAGAUGUAAUCGCUUAUGUUUUGGAUUGUUUCGAUCAAAGAGAAGGGGGAUUUGGUGCACACCCUGGACAUGAUUCACAUGUUCUUGCUACUCUAAGUGCUGUUCAGAUCUUGUUUAUGUAUGGCGUCUUGGAUAAAUUGGACGAAGUGGCACCAAACGAUCAAAGUGGACAAAGCCGACGUGAUCGAAUCAUCGCAUUUGUUAUAUCGCUGCAAGAUAAACAGACAGGUGAAUUCGCAGGAGAUUCAGCGAAGCUAGAGUACGACACAAGGUUUCUGUAUUGUGCAAUAAGUACGCUCUGCCUCUUAAGCACAACGACCAAAGGUAUCUCCGAGGAAGAAGGAACAGAGACUGAAGAUGGAAUACGGAUAUACGAACCAUUAACACGAAUCGAUCGCAAAAAGACAAUUGAUGCAAUCCUGGCCUGCUACAAUUUCGACGGAGGAUUCGGACGGAUUGCUGGAUCUGAAUCACAUGCAUCACAAUCAUUCGUUUCGAUUGGCGCUUUGCGUAUUUUAGGCGGAGUGAAUUGUUUAGGACAACAACAAAGAAGGAAACAUGAACGUUGGCUAAGCGAAAGACAACUCCCAAACGGAGGUUUGAACGGAAGACCGCAAAAGCUGGAAGAUGUCUGUUAUUCUUGGUGGGUCCUAUCGGCACUUGCCAUGUUCGGAAAGCUAAAAUGGAUCAAUGGAGACAAAUUGGCAAAAUUCAUCCUAAAUUGUCAAGAUCCCGAUAACGGUGGAAUCUCAGAUAGGCCGGAUAACGUUGCUGAUGUUUUUCAUACGCUCUUUGGAGUAGCUGGACUGGGAAUGCUUGGACCACCACAUUCCAAUGGACUGCAAGAAAUUGAUCCGGUAUAUUGUCUUCCUGUCGCUUCUAUCGAACGAUUUCCUCAUCUAAAACGAUCUUACCAAAGCUUAAUUCAAGGCACAAAUGUAUCAUAGAUCACAUAGUUGUACAUCAAUUCAUAUUACAAUGCUCAUGCUCUGUAUAG
This is a messenger RNA of Meira miltonrushii, 2229 nucleotides long. RefSeq names its product terpenoid cyclases/Protein prenyltransferase. The coding region runs from base 44 to 2179 and encodes 711 amino acids. Gene Ontology annotation, biological process: protein geranylgeranylation. The transcript has 3 exons. The record is from RefSeq and is a predicted model, not a curated record. Gene Ontology annotation, cellular component: Rab-protein geranylgeranyltransferase complex. Lineage: Eukaryota; Fungi; Basidiomycota; Exobasidiomycetes; Exobasidiales; Brachybasidiaceae. Gene Ontology annotation, molecular function: Rab geranylgeranyltransferase activity.